CAUCGCUUUCCUCAAAGCUGACAGCGUCGUUCUCUUACUUUCCUACUUCAUAAAAUAAAGAGCGAAUAUGACUGUGCCGAUUUAGCGGACACGUAGCCAGUAUCUCAAUCGAUCAACGGGGGAAAAGGAAAGAAUGAUUUGCCGCUUACAAUAACGAAACUUCGACGCUUGAUAUUCCGGGGACUUCAUCGUGGCCUUUUUGAGGCAACAUUCGCUUAAUAGUUAUCAUCACCAGUGAUUGAAAAGGAGCUGGCUAUCUGAAGAGGAGGAAAUUUGCUUGCUGUACUGUUGCAUUUACGCUCGUCGGCGAGAUCUCUGGAGGGCAGGCAGUAUGGUGCUCGGCUACGAAUUCGUAACUCUCGACGACGACCAAAAGCAUGCCAGGAGGAUGCUGCUCGAGUUUUAUCCAUGGAUUGCUCAAUGGUCCGUCCUGACUGUCUUUCUGAUAUUUCAAUUAUGCUUUCUGGCCUCCUGGAUCGGGAGGCGUGGCCUCGAGUCUCAGAUGCGGCCGCGGUCUCCGUCGUUCAACAAGCGUGACGGGGUACUGCUAGUAUGGCUUCGCAGGGCCCAGGAAACCUUCCAUGCGUGGGUGUGGUGGAUGCAUAGGCCUCUAUUUCGAAACUGGGGGACGAGGGGUGAAUGGAUCGGAGGCGGCAUUUGGUUCAUAUGGUUGAUGAGCCUUUCCAUCAUACAGACGGGCAAUGACUUCCUGCAUUUGACCAAACGAUUUGGCAUCAUUGGGGCAUCUCAGCUUCCCUUGCAUUACCUUCUGGCUAUGCGAUCGCCAUGGUCGCCCAUCCAGAUGCUCACACGGCUAUCCCACGAGCAGCUCAAGUCGGCCCACAAGAUCCUCGGGCGCAUCGUAUACGUGCUGUUCAUUCUUCAUGCCGCUUUCUACUUGUAUUUCUUUAUCGCCGCCGGCGUCCUCGCGAAGAGGAUUAAGGACAGGGACGUCAUAUUCGGCAUUAUCAGUCUUGCAUUCUUCACCAUAAUCAGCACCACCGCCCUCGAGCAGGUUCGCAGACGCAACUACCGACUAUUCUACAUCUCACACAUCUCUUUCGCCAACGUGGUCAUCCUAGCCAUGUUCCUGCACGUCUCCCACAUCAGAAUCUACGUCUGGGAGGUCAUCGCCGUCAACGCCAUCCACCUGCUAUCACGAAGCCUGAGCGUGAGAAAGCGACCCGGAACCGUGAAGCUCCUCCCGGGCACGAACCUCGUCGAAGUCCGCAUCCCGCUCUCACCGGGCGACCCGGCACUGAAGUGGCUCCCAGGCCAGCACGUCUACCUCACGAAGCCAACGCAGAACGCCGCGACCCUUCCCUUCUACGAAGAGCUCCUCCUCAUGACGCAGACUAACCCCUUCACCAUCGCCUCGCUCCCCUCAGAGGACCGCCACCUCCUCCUCGUCGCGAGACCCCUCAACGGCACGACCAAGCACCUCGCCGACCUCGCGCGAACAUGGUCGUCGUCGUCCCACGCCAACGACACUCCCCCGACCAUCCCGCUCGCCAUCGAAGGCCCCUACGGCGCCUCGACGCGCCUCCCCGACUUCUCCGCCUUCGACGAGGUCCUCCUCGUCGCGGGCGGCGUGGGCGCCACGUUCAUCGUCCCGCUGUUCCGACACGUCACGGGGUCGAAGGUCGCGAGCAAUGCGGGCGCACCACACGUGCAUCUCGCGUGGGCUGUGCGGAGUCUCGCGGAGACGCGGUGGGCUUCGGAUGCCUUUGCUUUGGCGGGAGAUGGGGGAGACGAAAAUGGAGAUGGAUCAGUAGAUGGCGAUGUCAAAAUUUACGUCACGGGGUCGUCGAGUACGCCAGGUCCGCAGGUCGGCGCGUCAGAGGCGGACAUCGAGCUCGCGGAGAACGAGCAGUUGUUGUCGGGUGCGGAUGAGGAGGAGGCUGGUCCAGCGGCGAAGGGCGUGACGGUUGCGAGAGGUCGUCCGGAUGUCGUGGGCAUAGUUGAUGAGGUGUUUGCUAAGGGGAGUCGAGUCGCGGUGUUUUGCUGCGGUCCGAAGGCCCUGACGGAGAGACUCGGCCGCGCGAUGGAGCCUUGGGUGAGGAAAGGUUAUGAUGUUUAUUAUCACGAUGAGACGUUUGGGUGGUGAGGUGUUUGAAGUAUUUUCAUAAGCGUGUGUUGUAAUUAUACAUAGGUUGGUUGAAUGAGCCCAUACGAGGGUUGUAUUUGGAUGCGUGGGUGAUCAAUCAUGUAUAUUCCCCCCCUGCUCAUAUAUGCUCCAUAUUUUGUUCCCAGGAAACCCUUUUAGAUACCUGGAAUCCAGGUUGUUGGAACUUCGAUGUCGCCAUCAUAACAAGUAGAUAUAUCCAUCCGGC
Molecule: messenger RNA, 2333 nt
Organism: Aaosphaeria arxii CBS 175.79
Lineage: Eukaryota; Fungi; Ascomycota; Dothideomycetes; Pleosporales
Exons: 2
Coding region: 332-2107 (591 amino acids)
Biological process (GO): iron ion transport; copper ion import; intracellular iron ion homeostasis
Cellular component (GO): plasma membrane
Molecular function (GO): ferric-chelate reductase activity
Source: RefSeq, a predicted model, not a curated record